AUGCCAGGGAAGCCCAAGCACCUGGGCGUCCCCAACGGGCGCAUGGUUGUGGCUGUCUCAGACGGAGAGCUGAGCAGCACGGCGCCGCCCCAGCGCCAAGGCGAGGGCCGAGGCAGCUCCCUCAGCAUCCACAGCCUCCCCAGCGGUCCCACCAGCCCCUUCCCCACGGGGGACCAGCCCGUGGCCAGCUGGGGCCUGUCCUUCGAGCGGCUGCUGCAGGACCCACUGGGCCAGGCUUACUUCACUGAGUUCCUGAAGAAGGAAUUCAGUGCCGAGAACCUGACUUUCUGGAAGGCCUGCGAGAGCUUCCAGCAGAUCCCUGCCAGCGACACCCAGCAGCUCGCUCAGGAGGCCCGCAGCAUCUACCAGGAGUUCCUGUCCAGCCAGGCACUGAGCCCCGUGAACAUCGACCGUCAGGCCUGGCUCGGUGAGGAGGUGCUGGCCGAGCCCCGGCCGGACAUGUUCCGGGCACAGCAGCUUCAGAUCUUCAACUUGAUGAAAUUCGACAGCUAUGCGCGCUUCGUCAAGUCUCCGCUGUACCGCGAGUGCCUCCUGGCGGAGGCGGAGGGGCGCUCCCUCCCGGACCCUGGCUCCUCGCGCCUCGGCAGCCCCGACGCCGCCAGGAAGAAGCCGAAGCUGAAGCCCGGGAAGUCACUGCCACUUGGCGUGGAGGAGCUGGGUCAGCUGCCGUCCGCCGAGGGCCCCGGGGGCCGUCCGCUCCGCAAGUCCUUCCGCAGGGAGCUGGCGGGCACGGGGGCAAAUUCGGCCUCGAGACGAGAGUCCCAGGGCUCCCUCAACUCGUCGGCCAGCCUGGACCUCGGCUUCCUUGCCUUUGCCAACAGCAAAUCUGAGAGCCAUCGGAAGAGCCUCGGGAGCUCAGAAGGGGAGAGCGAAAGCCGGCAAGGGAAGUACUGUUGCGUGUACCUGCCCGAUGGCACAGCCUCCUUGGCCCUGGCCCGACCUGGCCUCACCAUCCGUGCCAUGCUGGCAGGCAUCUGUGAGAAACGAGGCCUCUCUCUGCCUGACAUCAAGGUCUACCUGGUGGGCAACGAGCAGAAGGCCCUGGUCCUGGAUCAGGACUGCACCGUGCUGGCGGACCAGGAAGUGAGACUGGAGAACAGGAUCACCUUCCACCUCGAGUUGGCGGCGAUACAGCGCUUGGUGCGGAUCUCCGCCAAGCCCACCAAGCGGCUGCAGGAGGCGCUGCAGCCCAUCCUGGCGAAGCACGGCCUGAGCCCGCAACAGGUGGAACUGCGCCUGCCAGGCGAGAAGCAGCCGCUGGAUCUGGGGAAGCUAGUCAGCUCAGUGGCGGCCCAGAGACUGGUUUUGAACACUCUCCCAGGUGUGAAGAUUUCCGAAGCCCCGGACGCAUCCCCCUGCCACGGCCAGCGCGCGCCGCCUAGAACGGAGGACAAAGCCUCUCACCCUCCCCGGCUGCUGCUCAGCUGCCCGGCAGAGGAGCCCAGCAGUGUCACUGGGAAGCGACAGACCUGUGACAUCGAAGGCCUGGUGGAGCUGCUGAACCGGGUGCAAAGCAGUGGGGCCCAUGACCAAAGGGGACUUCUGCGCAAAGAGGACCUGGUGCUUCCAGAAUUUCUGCAGCUGCCUGCCCAAGGGCCCCCCUCCCAGGAUGCCCCCCCACAAACUGAACCAUCUGCCCAGCCUGAGGGGGACCCCUCGGGCUGCACUGCGCACUCGGCCCUCUGA
Pteronotus mesoamericanus is the source of this 1707-nucleotide messenger RNA. RefSeq names its product regulator of G protein signaling 14 (gene RGS14). NCBI's taxonomy places the organism in Eukaryota, Metazoa, Chordata, Mammalia, Chiroptera, Mormoopidae. Gene Ontology annotation, biological process: cell division; signal transduction; regulation of G protein-coupled receptor signaling pathway. The record is from RefSeq and is a predicted model, not a curated record. Gene Ontology annotation, cellular component: nucleus; plasma membrane; cytoplasm. The transcript is spliced from 15 exons. The coding region runs from base 1 to 1707 and encodes 568 amino acids. Gene Ontology annotation, molecular function: GTPase activator activity; microtubule binding; G-protein alpha-subunit binding.